Oncorhynchus keta (chum salmon) is the source of this 2485-nucleotide messenger RNA. Its product is annotated as leucine-rich glioma-inactivated protein 1-like. The record is from RefSeq and is a predicted model, not a curated record. Gene Ontology annotation, biological process: myelination. The coding region runs from base 226 to 1860 and encodes 544 amino acids. The transcript has 10 exons. Gene Ontology annotation, molecular function: protein binding. Lineage: Eukaryota; Metazoa; Chordata; Actinopteri; Salmoniformes; Salmonidae.
CUCAUAUGUUGUACACAAUGGGUCCAGCUAGCCAUGUAACAUUGAAGCUAGCCUAUGACUGUUGACUAUGGCCAGAUAGUUGGCUAGAUAUUGUGCUAUGGAUGAAACAAACGGAUCGAGUAUAAAGCAGACAUUUGUUUCUGACCUAAGGGAUGGCUGAACGAACCAAAGGUUCAUGUUCAGAAAUAUUCGACGGACUGGUUGUCACCAGAGAGCAACACGAGGAUGGGAUAUGCAAGCAAAACCCUGAACGGAUGCAUGGUGUUGAUUUGGAUCGCCACGGUCCUGCUUUUAUCGGAGACCAGAAGAGUAAAGCAACCUAGAUGCCCCGCAUCUUGUACGUGCACCAAAGAUAAUGCACUGUGUGAAAAUAUAAGAUCGGUCCCUCACAGCUUUCCACCUGAUGUCGUUUCAUUAUCUUUUGUCAAGUCUGGAUUCACCGAAAUUACCGGAGGAAGCUUCUUACACACGCCUGCUCUACAGCUUCUUCUAUUCACUGCCAACACGUUUGACUCAAUUGAUGAGGAUGCGUUCCUGGGACUACCGCAUCUGGAGUACCUGUUUAUCGAAAACAACAAAAUUGCUUCAAUAUCACCAUAUGCAUUCCGGAGCCUAAAAGCACUGAUACACCUGAGCCUGGCCUAUAAUAACCUUGAGACAUUACCCAAAGAUGUUUUCAAGGGCAUGGAUGCUUUGGCUAAAGUAGAUCUGAGAGGGAAUCACCUGGAAUGUGACUGCAAACUAAAAUGGCUAGUGGAGUGGAUGCGCACCACCAAUGCGACGGUUGACCAGAUCUCCUGCAGUGGGCCCCCGCUUUUCCAAGGGAAACUGAUCAAUGACCUUGUGCCCGGGUCAUUUGACUGCAUAACAGCAGAGUUUGCCUCUUAUCAGCCCCUGACGUUUGAAUCCAUUUCGGUGGAGUCCUUUACCUUUGGCAUGGAUCAGUUUGUUGUGUUUGCCCAGCCCUUCACUGGUACAUGCAGCUUCCUGGAAUGGGAUCACGUUGAAACGGUUUUCAGAACCUAUGACAGCGUUCAAAGUACAUCCACUGUGGUAUGCAAACCCAUGGUGAUUGAUAAUCAGCUGUUCAUCAUUGUAGCUCAGCUCUUUGGUGGCUCUCACAUUUACAAGCGGGACAUCUCUGCCAACAAAUUCAUAAAAAUCCAGGACAUUGACAUCCUGAAAAUCAGGAAACCUAAUGACAUUGAGACUUUCCUUAUAGAUGGUGAGUCCUUCUUCGUGAUCGCAGACAGCUCCAAGGCCGGUUCUACCACAGUGUACAAAUGGAAUGGCAAUGGGUUCUACUCUCACCAGUCCCUCCAUGCCUGGUACCGUGACACAGACGUGGAGUACCUGGAGAUCUCUGGUAAGCCCCAUCUGAUCCUAGCCAGCAGUUCCCAGAGGCCUGUUGUCUACCAGUGGAGCAAGAGCCUGAAGAAGUUUGACCGGCGCACUGAUAUCCCCGAAAUGGAGGACGUGUUUGCGGUCAAGCACUUUAAGGUGAAGAGUGAACUUUUCAUCUGCCUGACGCGUUUCAUCGGGGACUCCAAGGUGAUGAGGUGGGACGGUUCCAUGUUCAAAGAGGUACAGACAAUGCCUUCGCGAGGCUCCAUGGUGUUCCAGCCCAUCUCCAUCGGCAACUGGCAGUACGCCAUCCUCGGCAGCGACUACUCCCUGACGCAGGUCUAUCAGUGGGACUUGAAGAGGGGCCAAUUUGUUUACUUCCAGGAUCUAAACAUACAGGCACCAAGGGCAUUCUCUCUGGUGUCCAUUGACAACAGAGAGUUUCUGCUGGCCUCCAGCUUCAAAGGGAAAACUCAGAUAUACGAGCACCUAAUGAUUGACCUGAGUAAUAAUUAAUUAAUGAAAACAAUUAAGGAGUGUGCAGUUGACAAGUGCAGUAGCACUGAACACUGUGGAGAGGAUGACUAUACAGCACCGCUAUUUGCAUGAUAUAGCCCACUAAUAAGAAAGAAUUCCUGAUGAAUGCCUUGCUAGAAACAUCUACUGUGUCCCUCUCUUUCACAGCACUCUUUCUUCUUUUUUUCCUCGUAGACAAAGCAAUUGUUGACAUACAGCAGCUAAGCCCUACACUACGGUAACUACGGUAAUUCCUGUGCUAUAAGAUAAACUUAAGAGGUAAAAUAAAGUAAACAAGAAUUUUGCUUGUAAAGUACUCAUUAACAUUUAAUUGACAAUUUCCCGAAUAAAAUGUUUACGUUUUUACAAUGAUGAGUAAAUUAAUACAGCGUUUUGUAUGUAGAGGGGACCACUCCAAUCAUGUUAUAUCUUUCAUAUGGAGCUAUAGUUUUAGAUUUUGAAAUUACAUUUUUAAUUGAACCUAAUCUAGGCCUAAAUUUGUGUAAUUGCAAUACUACAAAAACCACACAUGUAUUCUAAUCUGUAGUAAGAGUGUGUUUUGUUUUAAAUGUUGCUGUAUUUUAUGUAUAGUAGACUAGUAAUAAACCAAUUUCAUAAAAGCAUA